Messenger RNA from Toxotes jaculatrix (banded archerfish), 2363 nucleotides. It is a transcript of the gene cbx3a, whose product is annotated as chromobox homolog 3a (HP1 gamma homolog, Drosophila). Lineage: Eukaryota; Metazoa; Chordata; Actinopteri; Toxotidae. Gene Ontology annotation, molecular function: chromatin binding. The transcript is spliced from 5 exons. Gene Ontology annotation, cellular component: pericentric heterochromatin; nucleus. The coding region runs from base 1328 to 1852 and encodes 174 amino acids. The record is from RefSeq and is a predicted model, not a curated record. Gene Ontology annotation, biological process: negative regulation of transcription by RNA polymerase II; chromatin organization.
UCUUGAGUCUUGUUGUUUUUACAGAUAAGCAUUGACAACCAAACAUGUCUAAAAUUCAACAUGGCCAGCAUUGUGACAGUAACUGUAUUUAAAUGUAGGAGGAGGAUACUGAUUGUUUGUUUGUUUCCAUGUAGUCUUGCCUCUCGAUGUAUACCUAUUGGGUUAAAAGUGGAGGUUAAAGAUUGUAUUUAUUAAAGUUCCUGAAAUGCUAAUAUGCAUCAUGAGACUGUCAAGGGCAGUCUCCUUCUGUUCGUAAUGGAAACGUAAUCUGAAAGUGCUAAGAAUAUUGGGAUAUUACAUAAAGUUUACAGAUUUGUUUCAGAUACUUAAGGACAUGUACUGUUCAGCAGAAAUUUGAACUGAAAUGCAAAAAAAAAAUUUUUUUUUCUUAACAUGUCUUGAUGUAUAGUAUACCAAUGAUUAAACUGACAAGGCCUUAAUUUGCAUUUGAUAAGUGUUUUGGUUACUGAGUGUGCACAUGAUCCACAGAUGAACAUUAUCAUAACAAAAUGUUUUUAAGAGGCAACCAUUCCAUGUUUUAAAUUAAUAUUGAAUAAUUAGUUUCAAGUAAAAUUCUGCUUAACCCCUUUCAUUUUAAGUACUUAAGAGUUUUGGAAAGACUAUAUACUACCUCAUGCUUUAGUUCGUGUUUUUGAUUUUGGCUGAAUGGAAAAAAAAAACAGCGCCCUUUCAGAGGGGAACUUAUGUGCACUCAUUGACUCCAAAUCCUCCAUUUUUAAGAUGGGCCUAAACAAUCCCAUUUCUGAAACAAUGAAAAUACAAUCACAAACUCUAUUUAACAGGACUGAAUGUGUUUGGAUGUUGCUUUUUUAUAUAUUUGAGAGUUGAAUUAUUAAGGCACACUGCUUUAUACAGUCAGCAGAGCGACUGAGUUAAAUGGAGAAAAGCGCAUAAGGUAGUUAAUAGUGUGAUUCAUGAAGUAUUUUCCCCCCUAGUCCCUUACAAAAUUUGUAUUUAAUUUCCCAGUUUGACCAAGAGUUUACUUUGCUGUUUAUAUAAAUGCUUAGGGAAUUUCAAAUACUUUUGCAGGCGUUGUUCUUUCUGAUUAAAAAAAUAAAUAAAUAAACACAGUCUCUCUCUCUCUUCUUCCUCCGUCUGUGUGCAACUGCUUUGGGAGCCCGGCCCUCCUGUUUGAAACCCUCACUGCAAAACGCGUUGUCCUUCCAGGCUCCCGUAGAAGACCAACGAUAUUAACUGAGCUUUUGGCGCUCGUCCUGCUGAGCUGCAGACAAGGGAGAAAGAGGUGGCAGACCGCGUGGUAAGGAGACAUCACUGAAGCGAUUCCUGUUGUUUUUAGGAGCACAACAUGGGCAAGAAGCAGAACACCAAGGGAAAGAAGGAUGCACAGGAGACACAGGAGGAACCUGAGGAAUUUGUUGUGGAAAAAGUAUUGGACCAGCGUAUUGUCAAUGGGAAAGUAGAAUUCUUCUUGAAGUGGAAAGGAUUUACAGAUGCUGACAAUACAUGGGAGCCAGAGGAGAACCUGGAUUGUCCAGAGCUGAUUUCAGCCUUUCUGGAAUCACAGAAGAACGUUACAGAGAAGCCUGCUCCUGUUAAGAGGAAGGCAUCAACAGAUGAGCCAGAGACUGAAGCAAAGAAGAAAGAUGUGGCCGAGAAACCGCGUGGCUUUGCUAGGAACCUCGAACCGGAACGGAUCAUUGGCGCAACGGACAGUAGUGGAGAGUUGAUGUUCUUGAUGAAAUGGAAAGACUCAGAUGAAGCAGACUUGGUCCCAGCCCGUGAGGCAAACACUCGCUGCCCUCAGGUGGUCAUUUCUUUCUAUGAGGAGAGACUGACAUGGCAUUCCUGUCCAGAGGAUGAAGCUCAGUAGUACUUUCCAAUGGUCCCUGCAGUCCUUUGCACCACCUAUGCCCUUCUCCUCAGGACUGAGUUUUCCUCUCUGGCUUGCCUUCUAGUUUUAGCUAUCUUAGUUAUUUUUGAAGAUGUUUCAAGACUCAAAUCAUAUGGCAGUCAAAGAGCGCUAUGUUCUUGUACAUAUUAGCAGAAGUGAUUAUAAGAAAACAGGUGAUGGUGUUGUGAUGUGUAAUGCAAGAAGUCUUCCAGUAUAAUUAUGAUUUAUGUUAUGGCAGUUUAGAAACAUUAAUAGAAACCAGCACUGCCUAUAUUCAUACCUGGUCAAAUUUUGUAAAUUCUUAAUGGCUACUUUGGUUUGUUAAGCUGUCAAACACCUCUUGUAUUACCAUCUCAGUUUCAUGUAAGAUGCUGUUUGUUCUGGGGGUGUUUUUUCACACUAGUUGUGAUGUUUUGGUCUAAAAGUGCAUUUUGUAUACUUUGUCUGUAAAUAUUAUUUGACGUUCUAAUAAAGGUUUUAUGUGGCCAGA